GUGCUAAUUGAAAUACGUUGUUUGUUAUACCGUAGCCAAACAAGACCUUUCCUGUUUCUCUUCUUUCUCCUGUUCCAUUCCAUAAAGUCCAACGCUUCCAGAAACUUGCAUCACACCUGAAAAUCUGUACUGUCUCCGACCGGACAAUCAGCCGUUUUCCGGCCAAAUUAGCCGUUUUCCGGCGAAACCCACAUGGAGAAAGAGCCCCUUCUCCCUUCCUAUCUGAGCCCUAGAGCCUCACCCCACCCCUACCCCCCUACCCCAAUCUCCCUUUGCCCUUUACCGGAACAUGAUGAAAUUACGAUUCCACCCUCUGCCCCUCUCCCCCUUACCCCUUCUGAACUCAAGGAACGGAUUAUCUUUGGUCCUGCUGAAGCUGCAGCUACUGCCACUGCUAUUGAUGCUUCCUCAUCGUCAGCGAAUCUUGAUAUACCAGUUGAUGCUCAGAAUUCUUGGUUGCUUGACCCAAAUUACCCUUCUUGGACUAAGAGUAAUCUUCAUAGGUCUAAAACAGCACCAGCUAUGGCUGUUAUUAAUGAUUUUGAUCAUGCAACUGAUUCUAAGCCACCGCAGUUUGGGAAAAACUCAAUUGUUGGACAAGGGGUUGUGCUUUUGAUGCUUUACUUGACGCUUGGUGUGGGGAUUUAUUCCUUUUUUAAGGAUCAUUUUAAGGCUACUGAGACGCACCCUGUUGUUGAUGCUUUGUAUUUUUGUAUUGUUACUAUGUGUACUAUUGGUUAUGGUGAUAUUACUCCUGAUAGUACUGUUACUAAACUCUUCUCUAUCUUGUUUGUGCUUGUGGGUUUUGGUUUUAUUGAUAUUUUGCUUAGUGGGAUGGUUAGUUAUGUCCUUGAUUUGCAAGAGAAUUACUUGUUGAGGGGUAUUAAAAGUGGGACUUCACAUGAUGCUAGGAGUUAUAUUAUUGAUGUGAAGAAGGGGAGGAUGAGGAUAAGGAUGAAGGUGGCAUUGGCAUUGGGGGUUGUGGUUCUUUGUAUUGGGAUCGGGGUUGCUGUUAUGCAUUUUGUUGAGAAGCUUGGGUGGGUAGAUGCAUUUUAUUUGUCUGUUAUGUCGGUUACUACUGUCGGGUAUGGUGAUAGGGCAUUCCAAUCGAUGACUGGUCGUAUUUUUGCAUCCAUUUGGUUGCUUGUGUCUACACUUGCGGUUGCUCGAGCCUUUCUUUACUUAGCUGAGGCCAGAGUAGAUAAACGUCAUCGGAGAAUGGCAAAAUGGGUGCUUGAUCAGGAUAUGACUGUUGCGCAAUUUCUCGCUGCUGAUCUCGAUAAUAAUGGAUUCGUGAGUAAAUCAGAGUAUGUGAUAUACAAACUGAAAGAAAUGGGGAAGAUCACAGAGAAAGAUGUACUGCAGAUUUGCAAACAGUUUGAACGGCUGGACAGUGGCAACUGUGGCAGGAUUACUCUCGGCGAUCUAAUGGAACACCACCAUUAAACGUCGUAUUUGGUGCCUUGUUAGACAUUAGGUGUUAGGAGAAAGCGUCGAAUUUGGUGCGUUGUCGGAUUGGCUACUGGACAGGGCAAAGAAAAAUGUCUUGGCUAGAUGUGGCCUGCUGAAGAAAUUGUAUAGUUAGAGUUCCCUAAUUUUCAUGGGAAGGUUGCUCCAUCCUUUGCAGAGAGAGAGAAGUCUAAGUCCUAAAAAUGCCAGAGUUUUGGAUCAAGAAUGGAAAAUUUUGGAAAUGCCUCAUUGGUGGAAACCUUACAAAAUUUUGAAGCAAAAAAAAACAAAAAUAUAUAUAUAUAUAUAUAUAUAUUUGUAAAUAACUACUUAUAUGAUAAGUAAUCUUAGAGAGAAAUGAUAUUCUCAGUAUGAUACACUAAUUAUUUUUGUAAAAAUGGAUUUUGGAAAAUCAUUUAUAUAAUGUGUCAUUUUUUUAAUGGA
Capsicum annuum is the source of this 1893-nucleotide messenger RNA. Its product is annotated as two-pore potassium channel 3. The transcript is spliced from 2 exons. Gene Ontology annotation, cellular component: plant-type vacuole membrane. Gene Ontology annotation, biological process: stabilization of membrane potential; potassium ion transmembrane transport. Bases 193 to 1446 code for a protein of 417 amino acids. NCBI's taxonomy places the organism in Eukaryota, Viridiplantae, Streptophyta, Magnoliopsida, Solanales, Solanaceae. The record is from RefSeq and is a predicted model, not a curated record. Gene Ontology annotation, molecular function: potassium ion leak channel activity.